Messenger RNA from Xylaria bambusicola, 1261 nucleotides. Its product is annotated as hydantoin racemase. Bases 346 to 1128 code for a protein of 260 amino acids. The record is from RefSeq and is a predicted model, not a curated record. The transcript has 3 exons. NCBI's taxonomy places the organism in Eukaryota, Fungi, Ascomycota, Sordariomycetes, Xylariales, Xylariaceae.
CUGCUAAUUGACCAGGUGGCUCUACUUUGUGGCGGUGCUUCCUCACUGUAGUUAGGUAAUGUGUUACCAGACUGGGCAACCCCGCAUUCAUUCAAUCCAACCCCGCCAACCUGAAGGAAGUUUAGGUAGCGACCUUCAGUUGAGGGCCGCCUACAGGCACCCAACCUAUCAGAAUAUUCUAUAGGGACCUAGGUAGUAAUUAGACAAUAUAUGAGGUAAUGAUAUAAAAUGCAGACAUUGUCCAAUUUACAUAACUCAAUCACUUAAAAUAUAUCCAUAAUCACGUUGACGUACGAGGUGGUGCUUCGGGAGUCAAAGACAGAGCUCCAGCAUCCGAAAGUGACAAUGUCGUCGACAACGCUUGUGAGAGGACAGGGUACCAAGAUCUUGCUCCUGAACCCCAACUCAUCCUCAGCUAUGACAGAUGGGAUGAAAACAGUCCUCCGAGACAUUGACCUCCCAUCUUCAACUGAAGUGUACACGUACACAGGUCCCUCAGGGUGCCCGGCCAGCAUCAACGACGGCCACGACAUCCAGCAGAGCACAGAUGCCGUCCUCGCCGACUUCGACGCCGUCGGCUCAUAUCACGGCAUACUGGUAGCCUGCUUCAGCGUGCACCCUUUAGUACCCAAGCUCCAGUCCGUAAGCGGACCUCACGGUGCUGUCACAGGGAUCUUCGAGGCCAGCGUUCUCGCCGCCAUAACCCUGCUCGGGCCUGGCCAGAAAUGGGGAAUCGUCACCACGGGGAAGUUUUGGGAAGACCACUUAUCCGACGGUGUCAAGGCCUUCUUGGGAGCAAACCCGAAAGACGAUAACGCCAAAUUUGCGGGUGUACAGUCCACGGGACUGAAUGCAGGGGACUUCCAUCAUGGAAUUGACCCCGCUGUGAUUCGAGAGAAGCUGAAGAAGGCGACGAAGCGCCUGUUAGACACAGGUGACAUCCACGUUAUUGUUAUGGGAUGUGCGGGAAUGGCGGGGCUAGAGGCCAUUAUUCGAGAAGCUGCCCAGGAGGAGCGUGACGAGGAGUUUGCGUAUUCUACGCUUCAUGUCAUUGAUGGUGUCAGAGCUGGAGUCAUGCAGAUAGAUCACAUGAUAAGGCAUCAACGGUUACGUCCAGGAAAAGCGUGAAAAGAGCGGAAGAAUCGUAUAUGUACAUGAUCAAAAUGUUUUUAUAAACCCUCGAGUGAUUGACUGCAAGUCAAAAACAAUUUCUGUAACUCUAGAUGUAAUAUAGAUAGCACUAUCAAGGCACCAGUGGAUC